This is a messenger RNA of Danaus chrysippus (African queen), 1878 nucleotides long. Lineage: Eukaryota; Metazoa; Arthropoda; Insecta; Lepidoptera; Nymphalidae. The record is from the annotation of a GenBank genome assembly.
AUGUCUUGGUUAUUUGGAUAUAGUCGGCCUCAGCAGCCCCCUUCUGAUGAACCUCCAGCUAAUGGAGGUGAACCUGCGGCGGCUGCUCCAGUUAACCUUAGCAAAGCCGAGAAGAAGGCAAUGGAAGCCUACAGAUUUGAUUCCAGUGCUCUGGAAAGAGCUGCUCAAGCUGCCCGAGAAUUAGAGAGAUCAAGACAUGCAAAAGAUGCUUUGGAGAUAAGUAAGUUACAAGAGAUGACUCGGCAACAAGAGCAAAUGGCUAAGAUCAAAGAAUAUGAAGCUGCCAUUGAACAAUCCAAAGUUGAACAAAAGAGAGUUGAUUAUGAAGAAAGACGUAAGACAUUACAGGAAGAAACAAAGCAACACCAAAUGAGAGCCCAGUAUCAAGAUCAGUUGGCAAAAACCCGUUAUGAAGAGCAAUUGCUACAACAUCAAAAGUCUCAAGAUGAAAUAUUAAGAAAACAAGAAGAGAGUGUUGCAAAACAAGAAGCAUUAAGACGAGCCACCAUCGAGCAUGAAAUGGAGCUUCGUGAGAAAAAUAAACUGAAGGCGAUAGAAGCUGAAGCUAGAGCUAAAGCCAAGGCAGACCGAGAGAAUAGAGAUAUAACUCUAGAACAAAUUAAACUGAAGGCUGCAGAAAAUAGAACCACUAUAUUGGAGAGUAUACAAACAGCAGGAAGUGUGAUUGGGACAGGUUUAAAUGCACUCGUCACAGACUGGGACAAGACCCUAGCCGCUGCUGGUGGUUUGUCUCUACUUGCCUUAGGUGUCUACUCUGCUAAGGGUGCUACAUCUGUGGCUGCUAGAUUCCUUGAGGCUAGGAUUGGUAAACCCACAUUAGUCAAUGAGACAUCUAGAUUCUCUCUCCUUGAAGCGGUUAAGCAUCCGAUUCUCACAAUAUCGCGUGCUGUAUCAAAUUUCAAGAAGCCUACCGAUGCUUUGGGUGGUGUAGUGUUAGCUCCAAAUUUAGAACGACGCUUAAGAGAUAUAGCAAUUGCUACUAAGAACACUAGAAUGAAUAAAGGUUUCUAUAGAAAUCUGCUCAUGUAUGGACCGCCUGGUACUGGAAAAACAUUGUUCUCGAAGAAAUUAGCUAAACAUUCUGGUAUGGAGUAUGCUAUAAUGACGGGUGGUGAUGUAGCCCCUAUGGGCAAGCACGCUGUAGCAGCUAUACAUAAAAUGUUCGACUGGGCCAACACCAGCCGUAAAGGUGUACUGUUGUUUAUUGAUGAAGCGGACGCUUUCCUCCGCAAACGGUCGUCGGAACAUAUUAGUGAGGACCUUCGUGCUGCUCUCAACGCAUUCCUCUAUAGAACGUCAGAUCAAAGUAGCCGUAUCAUGCUUGUGUUAGCAUCGAACACUCCACAACAGUUUGAUUCUGCUAUAAACGACCGUCUAGAUAAGAUGAUUGAAUUUGGUCUACCAGGACUGGAGGAGAGGGAACGCUUGAUCAGAUUGUACUUCGAUAAGUUUGUGCUUCAACCUGCUUCACAGGGUAAAAGACGUCUGAACGUGGAUCAGUUUGACUACAGUCUUCUGUGCACAAAGCUAGCUGAACGUACAGCGGGUAUGUCUGGUCGAGCACUCUCUAAAUUAGGAGUGGCUUGGCAGGCGGCUGCGUAUGCUUCUGACGACGGUAGACUAACUGAACAGAUGUGUAUUGACAUCUGCGAUGAUGCUGUGCAGGAUCACAGGCAGAAGAUGGAAUGGUUGUCUGUUGAAGAGAAGUCUAGGACGAUGAUACCCUAUUUACUGGACUUGCCGCCCUUAGACAAAGAAACAGAUGUUAAAAAGGCUACCAUCACCGAACUUCCAGAGACCAAAGAGGAACGCAAAACCAAAAAGAAAACCAAGGAAGUGGAAUUAGAAAAACUGUGA